Molecule: messenger RNA, 1068 nt
Organism: Culex pipiens pallens (northern house mosquito)
Lineage: Eukaryota; Metazoa; Arthropoda; Insecta; Diptera; Culicidae
Product: neprilysin-like
Exons: 5
Coding region: 347-1039 (230 amino acids)
Biological process (GO): protein processing
Cellular component (GO): plasma membrane
Molecular function (GO): metalloendopeptidase activity
Source: RefSeq, a predicted model, not a curated record
AGCAAACCAUCCUGCUAUCCCACGACUUCCGCAUUGUAAAUCCAGUCAACCGUACAGUUGAAGCCCUCAAUACAAACAUACACACACGCACAAACCUGAAAAUCCCAGUAUUGCCGAUUCAAACGAGAUAUCAAAAAACCCGCAAACGUUGAGUCAUCCCAAAGUCGCCUACCACGAUCUCUGUUUACGAGAUGUUUUCGUUCAUUCGUCGUUCUGCGUUCAUCCGAUGCUAGUCGGGUCGGUUCCAAGGCUACCUUGAUUGGAGUUUUGCUUAUUUUUAGAGAUAAGCUAGUUUAGACUUUAGUUGCGCUGUGAUAUCGUCGUAAUUUUAAGCAUAUCAAGAAAAAUGGUUAAAGAGAAUCAUCGGGACUCCACAUCAGCGCGAUACACUUCGCCGCACGAGGCUGACGUGAAAACACUGUGCAAACAAGAGUGUGUGAGAAUCGUCCAUUCAAAAAGGUGUCGCUACGCGCUUAUCCCGCUGGUUUUGUUUUUAACCAUAUUGGUUAUUUACGUGAUAUUCGACUACCCACCUGAACCGCCCCCCUUCUGCGCGACCGCAGCGUGUAUUCGUACCGGGUGGAACCUGAAACAAAGCAUGAAUCUACAGGUAAAACCCUGCGAUGACUUUUACUCGUACGUUUGUGGUGGAAAUUGGACCAAGCCGAGUGAUAAACGGAAGCCCGGCAAUGAGUGGCAGAACCUGUUGGCCGAAAAUGUGUCGCAAUCGGAGCCGAAACCGGUGCAUCAGGCCAAGCAGAUGUUCAACGCGUGCACGGACAGAGGCAAUCGCAUUGUUGAAGGGUACAGCAAGCUUCAAGGUUAUUACACGAGGUUUGGGCUGCCCACGAUUCCAACGGUUUUGAAGCGUUCCGAAGGUUGGACUGUAGAAGAAGAUCUUCCAUUCGACUGGGUUGAUUCUGCAGCUCAAAUCAGGCGUUCACUUGGACUAAAUGUGCUCAUCGGGAUUGACGCUGCCGACACGAACCGACUUGUUUUGGGAUACCCCGAUCUGCCGAAGGGUUGGGAUUACCCGUAAGUCUUGCGCAAUAUUGUUAUUCAUGACGU